CUCUUUAUUUUUUAUUGCAGGCGUAAACCUUGAGAAAAAUAUUUUUAUUUACAAUCAUAACUUCGUGAUUAACUAUCUCGUAGAAUAGUUAAUCGACAUGGCCGAAGAUUUAAGAAACUAUAAAUUACAACUGCAGCAGGUGGAAGCAGCUCUGCUGACAGACCCACACAAUGAAGAGUUGCUGAAGCUUAAGACGGACUUAGAAGAAGUAAUUGAGUUGACACAAGAUUUAAUAAAAACACAAGAUGGUGAAUCCAGAGCGUCUAAUAUUCAUAGUUCUAGUAAUGAUGAUGAUGUUACAGCGUCCCUGCUAGCAGCGGAGGAUGGUGACACGGGAGAGUCUUCAUACUAUUACAAAUGGCACGUCGGUGAAAAGUGCCUUGCUAAAUGGAGAUCUGAUGGCGCGUAUUAUGAAGCUCUCAUUGAAGAAAUUGGGGAUGAAUUCUUUAAAGUGAAAUUUGAUGGCUAUACAACAUUAGAAACAGUUUCUGUUCAUGAUAUCAAACCUUUAAAUACAAAUUUAAAGCGACCUUUAAGUGGAGAUGAAAGCAAACAUGGAAAAGGCUACAAUAGAGAAUAUUUGAAAAAGAAGAAACAAAAGAAACAACAGAGAUUUAAACAAAUUGAAGAAGAAAGAGAGACUGAAAAGAAUAAAUGGCUAAACUUCCAUACCAAAGCAUCAAAAAAACCAGGUGUUCGUACUAAAAGUAUAUUUGCAUCACCAGACAACUUGACUGGCAGAGUAGGUAUCGGUACCUGUGGAAUAUCUGGAAGGCCUAUGACUGAGUACACUCCCGGAGAGAAAUGGAAGAAAGGUGGAUAAUAUUAGUUUACAAAAACUAAUAUUUUCUAUAUUUCAUAAGAGAUACUUAUUAGAAAAUGUGACCAUGUUAGUAAUUAUUUUCAAACAAUAUUGGAACUAUCAUCGCCAUUUGAAAUAAAAACAUAUAUUACAAUAAUGUCAAAAUAUCUGUUUUAUUCACCAUAUCAGAAACAGAUAACCAUUAUUGUAUUAUGGCUGUUAAAUAGAACAUAAAAAUUAUUAUUAGUGAAUUAUACAGUUAGCGGUGCCAAGUCUGUUGUACCACAAAAACUAGUCUUAAUUUGUGUUUACUUUAGCAUAUUCAGUAGUUAAAUAAAAUUUUAAGGAAUUAUUAAAUAUGUAUACUUUACUCCUCAACACUAUUAUAUUAUAAGUUUACUUCUGUUAUCUUAAUUAUUUAUAGAAUUGAAAUGUUUGACAGGAUUAAAACUAAAUAUGGUCUGGUUAGUGCAACGGAAUGGCUAUCUCAUUGAUUUGUUUUAGAAAAAUACUUGU
Molecule: messenger RNA, 1318 nt
Organism: Diatraea saccharalis (sugarcane borer)
Lineage: Eukaryota; Metazoa; Arthropoda; Insecta; Lepidoptera; Crambidae
Source: the annotation of a GenBank genome assembly